Microcebus murinus (gray mouse lemur) is the source of this 4913-nucleotide messenger RNA. It is a transcript of the gene SPAST, whose product is annotated as spastin. The record is from RefSeq and is a predicted model, not a curated record. Gene Ontology annotation, cellular component: microtubule cytoskeleton. Gene Ontology annotation, molecular function: ATP hydrolysis activity; ATP binding; microtubule severing ATPase activity. NCBI's taxonomy places the organism in Eukaryota, Metazoa, Chordata, Mammalia, Primates, Cheirogaleidae.
GGCGAACGUGCGCGUGCGCGGCCGCCGCUCUGGGCCAUCAGGCGGCUGAGAGGACAGAGGAAGGGAGGGAGGGGCCGGAGCCGUCGACAGCUGGAAGAGGAGACCGGGUUGCGCUCCUGGCUGCGGAAGGAGAAAGGGGCGGGGCCGGCGGGCCUUGUGUAGAGGUGUCGAGCUCCUGGGGCCGGCGGGCCCUCGGGCGUCUGUGGCCCUUGCCGUGGCAGUGGCCGCCGCCGUCGCUUGGUCCCCGUCGGUCUGCGGGAGGCGGGUUAUGGCGGCGGCGGCAGUGGGAGCUGUGAAUGAAUUCUCCGGGUGGACGAGGGAAGAAGAAAGGCUCCCGCGGCCCCAGCAGCCCGGUGCCUCCCAGGCCUCCGCCUCCUUGCCGGGCCCCCGCCCCUCCCGCCGCCGGGCGGGCCCCAGCGCGCGAGUCGCCGCAUAAGCAGAACCUGUAUUACUUCUCCUACCCGCUGUUCGUAGGCUUCGCGCUGCUGCGUCUGGUCGCCUUCCACCUGGGGCUCCUCUUCGUGUGGCUCUGCCAGCGCUUCUCCCGCGCCCUCAUGGCAGCCAAGAGGAGCUCCCGGGCCGCUCCGGCGCCGGCCUCGGCCUCGCCCCCGGCGCCGAUGCCGGGCGGUGAGGCCGAGAGCGUCCGAGCCUUCCACAAACAGGCCUUCGAGUACAUCUCCAUUGCCCUGCGCAUCGACGAGGACGAGAAAGCAGGACAGAAGGACCAAGCUGUGGAAUGGUAUAAGAAAGGUAUUGAAGAACUAGAAAAAGGAAUAGCAGUCAUAGUUACAGGACAAGGUGAACAAUGUGAAAGAGCUAGACGCCUUCAAGCUAAAAUGAUGACUAAUUUGGUUAUGGCUAAGGACCGUUUACAACUUCUAGAGAAGCUGCAACCAGUUUUGCCAUUUUCCAAGUCACAAACGGACGUCUAUAAUGACAGUACUAAUUUGACAUGCCGGAACGGACAUCUCCAGUCAGAGAGUGGAGCUGUUCCAAAAAGAAAAGAUCCCUUAACACACACUAGUAAUUCACUGCCUCGUUCAAAAACAGUUAUGAAAACUGGAUCCACAGGUCUUUCAAGCCACCACAGGGCACCUAGUUGCAGUGGUUUAUCCAUGGUUUCUGGAGUGAGACAGGGACCUGGUCCUGCAGCUACCACUCAUAAGGGUACUCCUAAAACGAAUAGAACAAAUAAACCUUCUACCCCUACAACUGCUCCUCGAAAGAAGAAAGACUUGAAGAAUUUUAGGAAUGUGGACACCAACCUUGCUAACCUUAUAAUGAACGAAAUUGUGGAUAAUGGAACAGCUGUUAAAUUUGAUGAUAUAGCUGGUCAAGAGUUGGCAAAACAAGCAUUACAAGAAAUAGUUAUUCUUCCUUCUCUGAGGCCUGAGUUGUUCACAGGGCUUAGAGCUCCUGCAAGAGGAUUGUUACUCUUUGGUCCACCUGGAAAUGGGAAGACAAUGCUGGCUAAAGCAGUAGCUGCAGAAUCUAAUGCAACCUUCUUUAAUAUAAGUGCUGCAAGCUUAACUUCAAAAUAUGUGGGAGAAGGAGAGAAAUUGGUGAGAGCUCUUUUUGCUGUGGCUCGAGAACUUCAACCUUCUAUAAUUUUUAUAGAUGAAGUUGAUAGCCUUUUGUGUGAAAGAAGAGAAGGGGAGCAUGAUGCUAGCAGACGUCUAAAAACUGAAUUUCUAAUAGAGUUUGAUGGUGUACAAUCUGCUGGAGAUGACAGAGUACUUGUAAUGGGGGCAACUAAUAGGCCACAAGAACUUGAUGAGGCUGUUCUCAGGCGUUUCAUCAAACGGGUAUAUGUGUCUUUACCAAAUGAGGAGACAAGACUACUUUUACUUAAAAAUCUGUUAUGUAAACAAGGAAGCCCAUUGACCCAAAAAGAACUAGCACAACUUGCUAGAAUGACUGAUGGAUACUCAGGAAGUGAUCUGACAGCUUUGGCAAAAGAUGCAGCACUGGGUCCUAUCCGAGAACUGAAACCAGAACAGGUGAAGAAUAUGUCUGCCAAUGAGAUGAGAAAUAUUCGAUUAUCUGACUUCACUGAAUCCUUGAAAAAGAUAAAACGCAGCGUGAGCCCUCAAACCUUAGAAGCGUACAUACGUUGGAACAAGGACUUUGGAGAUACUACCGUUUGAGGAUAUACCUUUGUUAGCCUGCAGAACAUUUUACUUAACAAGAGAGAAACUCACAGUCUUCAGUGAACAGUUAUCAGCUACAGAAUCGCAGCCUAAGUUUACAGGAUUUUGCAAAGUCUUACAUAUUUGUGCACCAAACUUGAACCAGAAAACAAAUUUAAAUAAAAUAUACAAUGCGAAUGAAAUAUUUUCUUGUUUAAGGCUUUCUUGCCUUGAUGGUCAUGGUUAUCCUAAUGAGCACUGUAAGUUAGAGCACAACACAAACUGAUUCUGGUCUUCUUUACUGUUAUAAUCAUAAUGUAAAUAAUAAUUUGUAUAUCAUGUUGCAGAUGAAAGUAUUCCAGAGACAGUGAAUGGUAGAAGACAUAAGAGGCUUUGGUUGUUCGUCUUCUGGUGUUUUUCUUAAAAUAGUAAUUUUUCCUACUUUUCUUUCCCACUGUUGUCUUAACCAUGGGUGAUUGGAAUGCCAAACACUCUUAAGUUUCUUUUUUGUUUGUUUUUUGUUUUUUUAAAUAAAUUCAGUGUGCCAAAUGAAACUUUUUUCUACGUAACAGUAAUAGGAAAAAGUUAUGUUGAGGGUUUUUUCUUCAUAAAUCUACAGACAUCAUACAAUUGUUGUGUUCUUUUCACUUCUUAUUUUUCUAUUACCUUGCUACCAAACAAUUUAGAAAGCAAUAUAAUAGCAACAACACAAAUCUGGUAGAAUAGACAAGGUUUGAAGGUUUGAGCUACUCUAUCGUAUAACAUGUGUAAAUCAGUCUUCAUGUGACCUGCAGUAUUUUUUCUAAUAUAUUUGUCAAAAAUCUACUGUAGACUGUUAACUUAUUUCUGAUGGAAUUUAUUUUCUGCUAGAAUUAUUCUAAUAUUGCUCUAAAACUGAUUCCAGUGUGAGAGAAGGGAAAUACUUGGAGCUAAGACAUUUCUAAUUUAUUGCUUAUUACUUUCUUACUGUUUACAGGAUAAUGAGAAGCCAGUGGAAAUACCAUCUUUUAUUCCUAAUAAUUAUUAAUCCCUUCAAUGAAACUUUAAAAAAAUACUGAAUUUUUAUACAUUGCAUACAUUUUAUAGGUUUCUUGUGCUCUCUUUAUUAACUAAAAAGUUCUAGUCUGUCGAUCUGCCUUUUGUUCCCCAAAAAUGUACAGUAAUUCUGUUUCUUGUUUGUAUAAAUAUGCCUGGAUUUUUAUUAUAAAAUGUCAUUGUAGGAAGUAGACUCAUGUCAUGGCCUUUUAAAUAUUGUAAUAAAGGCAAAUGGAUAUUUGCCCUUAGUUUACUGGUUAAAAGUUUGUUUACAGAAUUUUUCUUUGGUGCUUAAAUGAUGCUAUGUAAAAUCUCUUGGAUGGAAAGAAUAAUUUGUAGAAAUAACAAAGAUUUUUCAUUUAGGAAAGAUUUAUUUGGUUUUGAGAGAAUACAUUAAAAUGAAAACUUUGCCCCAAAUAGAUAAGAAUUUUAUAAUAAAGACAUAAAUUAUUCUUAAUUUUACUCUUGCUCUUGUAGAAGACAUAUAAUUUCUUAAGAUCAUACACUGUUUGUAGCCAUAAUUUGAAUGAUGUCUCUUUUAAUCAUGACUUUAGAACUCCCUGCAUAAUAAAAAAUGAGAGUUGAGAUCAACAGGAAAACAUUUUAAACCAGAGCUAUGCAUAUUUUAUAUGGGUAGUAUCUUUUUAAGAUAUCAAACAUUAAAGCAUCAGUUAGAAAAUAUUGAUAAUGAAAGGUGGUAGUUAAGUAUAUGAAAAGAAUUGGGGGAAAUUUCAAAUUAAAAUAUUUUUAAGAAAGCCCAUAAAAUUGCAUUUUGUUUUCAUUUAGAAAGGGAUUAAGAUUAUUGAUAUUUAGAUAACUAGCUAAUCAUAGUAAAGAACUAUGGGGUUCCAGCUUAACUUUUAAAAUAUCUCCUUUAAAAUUAUCAUGAUUAUUCCAUUGGGAAAGUUUUUGGAUAACAAAGAUUUCAAAUGUUAAAAGAUAUAAAAGUUAUAAAUAUUGAAUCAGAAAAUUAUAUUGCUGUAUAGAAGUUACUUUACUUUCCUGAUCAAGUCUGGAAUUCAGCUAGUGCUAGAGAACUAUUUUCUAUGACUUACUAUGACUGAGUUUUAUUUUAAGCUGUAUUUCUAUCAGAGAAGGGCCAUGAAAAUAGAAUGAUGAUUUAGUAGAUAAGAGAUUGGUUUGGUCUUUUUCAAUAAAGAUAGAAGUUGUUGAGGUUUUCUGAAUUAAUAUUGACCUAGAUUGUGACCUUUUAGAUUUUGUGUUGAGUUCUAUUAUAUUACUUCCUAGAAGAUAUUGCUUAAACAUUAAGCGUUAGAGUGCUCUUCAUGUUAAUGUGGCAGAGUUUUGUAAACUAAAUUAGAACUUGCUGAUAUGUACUGGACUUUGAGCCAAGGGAAGGAAUCAGUACUGUCCUCCCAGAUAUACUAAAAGUAAAAGCUUACUCUGAGAUAGUCUGCCCAUUGAGGUUAUUGGAUUUCUGACUUGGAAAUAUGCUUCGUGCUCAAGAAGAAUUGGAGGAAAAGAAGAUAAUAGAAUUCUAAUUUAAGUAUGGCUACAGCAGUCUUUGUUUAUAGUGUAAAAUUCUUUAUAUUUUGUACAAAAGGUAAUUCUUUUGGUAAAAUGAACCAUUUAUAGUUUGUUUUUAAACUCAGAGUCGAAGGAGUUUUCCUUUAAAUGUUUGUCUCAAUUUUAGUCUGGUCUUUUGUACUUUUUUCUGGAAGAAAUGAAUUAAAGAGUACAGCUGCAUAAAGUAGGUUUUUCCCUAAUGGAUUGGAAAUAAAUGAUAAA